Messenger RNA from Closterium sp. Naga37s-1, 3390 nucleotides. The record is from the annotation of a GenBank genome assembly. Lineage: Eukaryota; Viridiplantae; Streptophyta; Zygnematophyceae; Desmidiales; Closteriaceae.
AUGGACGGCGAAUCCAGAUCGCAUCUCUUCUACCGACACGUGGCGGUAGGAGAAGUUUCAGCCGUGGUGGCGAGCGCCGUCACGUACCCUCUCGAUGUCGCCAAGACCGUCGCACAGGCGGGUGUCGCACAGGCCAGCGUCGCACACGCGGUUGUCGCACAAACAGGCGCCGUGCAGGGCAGUACGAUCGCGGGGGGAUCAGGCGGAGGAUCUUCUGGUGGAAUGGCGAGAAGCGGAACAGCAGCAGCGUCAAGAGCAGCUGCUAUCAGCGGUCUCAACUGGAGAAGUAGAGCCGCGUUCACGGGGUUUUCACCGCAUCUCGCGGGGCAUCUACCAUCGCUAGCAGCCCGCUACACCACCUACCAUCUCGCCUCCGCGUACCAAAUGGCCGGGGUGACAGAGUCCCUGCUCUCCACGCCUACUUUCUGCUGUUUCUCCCGUACCCAUUCCUAUUCCCCACCUUCGUUUUUCUCCCCUUUCCCCUCCCUUCUGCGUAGUUCAGAUGGUCUGCCCUCUUGGCUUCUCAUCUCCCCACCUCAAGCAGGAGCAGCAGGAGCUAUAGCCGGGGCGACAGAGUCCCUGCUCUCCGCACCUCGUUUAUUCGUCGCUGAUUUUCCUCGUACUCUUUCUUACUCCCCUUUCCCUUCCCCCUCGCCUCCCCCUGAACAACCUAGAUGGUCUGCCGUCUUGGCUGCCUAUCUCCCCGCCUCAAGCAGCAUUAGCAGGCGCCAUAGCCGGGGCGACAGAGUCCCUGCUCUCCACACCAUUCGACCUCCUCAAAACCCGCUUGCUGCUCGCCACUCCCCUGCUGCCACCUCCUCCUCUUCUUUGGGCACACCGUCCCCCAGCCAUACCUCCCCUGGCCACACCUCCCCCAGUCAAUCCUCUACUGUUAAGCAAUCUUCCAUCCCCAGUCACAAAUCCCGAAGCGGUUCCUCUCUUCCCAAGCAGAGGCUGCCCCAUCCACUCACACACAGACCCACCAACUCUCGAACUGACCGUUCUGACCGCCCGCACCGCACAACUCACAAGCGCACCUUCGUUUCCUCCUCCCCUCCCCCUCCUCCCACUCCCCUCUCCUCCACUCAUCCCCUACACCCAAGGUACCUCUCUGCAUCCCUGCACACCCCUCCCAUCCCCCCUCCUUCCACCCCCCUACCGCCCACCACUUUCUCCCUCUCCCUCGCCCGCUACCCCUGGACUCCGGUCCCCUCGCCCUACCUCCCUGCAUCGUCCCCUUGGGAAGCCGCAAGGGCUGGAGUGAGGGCGGAGGGGGCAGCUCAGCUGUGGCGAGGCCUUCGAGCGGGCGUGACUAGAGAUUCGCUCUUUGGAGCGGUGUUCUUUGGAGGGUGGGGGUUGGAAGCUGCGGUGGCAGCGGCAGUGGCUUCAGUUGUGUCACAUCCGUUUGACUGUGCCAAGACUCGCACUCAAGCCACUGUCCUGCCCAAGCACGUGGCAAUGGAGUUAGCGUUGGCGCAGGGCCUGUCGGGCAGCGCGAGCGACCUGGCGCACCUGCUGGAGGUGCUGCGCGGCGCGGAGGACGCGCUCGCGAAGCACGCGCCGCAGCUCGACACGCUGCUCGCGUCGCUCGACCCCGCGCUGCACUCGCUCGCCUUCCUCUUCUUCCUCGAUGCACAUGCAGCGCAGGCACCGGGCCAGUUAUGGGAGCAGGUGGUGGGGACAAUCAUCAACUUCAUCAAAGUGGCGUCUCCAACGCAGAUCGCGCUUGCUCCUGAAAAGUUUGCCUCCCUGUGCCACCGCCUGCGCGAUUUACUCAUCUCCCACUCCCAGUACUCCCGAGGCGUCCUCCCCUUGCGGUGGGCGAUCAGCAAGGUGCAGCAGUGCACCACAGCGGAGCACCUCACCCCGCAACACGCGGACUGCCUGCAGCUGUGCCUGCUCGCCAAGCUCUACCGCCAGGGAGGCGAGCUGCUUCAGAGGGAUAUUCUCGAUAUUGACCCCAAGAAAACGGGGCUAGUGCACCGGGACUUCCUGCUGUACUGCUUCUAUGGAGGCACCAUCUAUGUGGGUCUGAAGCAGUACCAGAAGGCUCUAGACCUCUUCAUGCAUGCCAUCACAUCCCCAGCGCAGGGAGUCAAUGCCAUCACAGUGGCGGCAUACAAGAGACAUGUGCUCGUGUCGCUCAUCCUGAACGCCCAGCUGUCGCCUCUACCCAAGUUCACUCCAGGCAUCGUGCAGAGAGGGCUAAAGGCGUGCUGCCAGGACUACCACGACCUGGCGAACAUCUACGUGUCUCGUGACGCAGCAGAGCUCAAGAAGUUUGUGGACUCGCAUGAGCAAGCCUUCAAGGCGGACAACAAUCUAGGUCUGGCCCAUCAGGUGGUCGCCUCGGUCCCCAAGCGCAGCAUUCAGCGUCUCACUCACACCUACCUCACUCUCUCGCUCUCCGACCUUGCUCAGUCGGUGCACCUCUCCUCGCCUGCCGAGGCUGAGAAAUACCUCCUUUCCAUGAUAGCGGACGGGGAGAUGUUUGCACGGAUAGACCAGCAAGCGGGCAUGGUGAGCUUUGAGGAGGACCCUGAGAAGUACGACUCCCUCGCCAUGGCUGCUGUGGUGGAGGAGCACAUCCAGAGGGCGACUAAGCUGUCCAAGAAGCUGGCGCUGGUGCACGAGCAGAUCUCCUCUGACCGGACGUACCUCACACGGGUGAAUGCACGCGAGCGCAAUGUUCGAUACGGGGAGCAUGAGGACUAUGAGCUUGCACCUCAACGAAUGUUUGAUACCAUAGAGUUAUCAUACCAACCAGGCAAGAUGCUUCCGCGGGGAGCAGCCAUCGUGCCUGUGGCGAUCGUGUCCAUCUGCGCUGUCGCCCUUCUCAUCCUUCAUGGCCAACCUCUCCUCAGUCAUCUCCUGGGUGACAAUGGCCCGAUGAAGAAGCACAUCGACACUGCCAAGGGUCAUCUGGUGGUCGCGAUGGUGUGCGAACAAGUGAUUGACUCAUGUUGCAAUUUGAUAUGGCCAAGAUCGCGCCUGUACAUUCAGAUAUUGGACGAUUCAACCUGCCCCAUUACUCGCAGCAGGGUGGUGAAGAAAGUGGCCGAAAAGGUAGCUCUAGGAAUUCACGUGGAAGAUCGCUGGAGAUCCAAUCGGCAAGGAUAUAAAGCUGGUGCAAUGAUGGAGGCUGAGAAGGCAAUUGGAGAUUACGAAUUCACUGCCAUUUUUGACGCGGACUUCAGCCCAGAGCCUGAAUUCCUCCUUAAGACAAUCCCGUAUCUCAUUAGUGUAGCCAUCCUUUUGCUGCAGGAACGGCUGGAGUAUGGAGGCUCUCUGCAAUCAAGGAUGCAGGCGGUUGGAACAACAGGACGACUGUUGAGGACAUGGAUCUCUCUCUUCGAGCUUACAUUAGAGGCUGGAAGUUCAUAUUCUUGA